GCGCGGGCGUCGCGGCGCGCCACGAUGCGCCCUCCUCGCGCCCUCCUCGCAGUUCGCGUCCUCCUCGCGCGCGUCCUCCUCCUCGCGCCUUGCGCCCUCCUCGUCGUCUCCGGCGUCGUCCGCGCGCAGGACGAAGAUCCGUUCGUGUGCUCGGAGCAGUACAUCGAGCUGUGCGAGGACAAGUGCACGCUCGACGGCGCGCGCGAGAAGAACCCCGCGUGCCUCGAGCACGAGUCGUGCUACCCGGACACGGGCGUGUGCUACGACCCGUGCGUGACGUAUCAGGUGGCGUCGCAGAAAGACGUGGACGUCUUCGACGCGACGUGCGCGAACCGCAUCGCGCGCGACGCCGCGGAGGCGCUGGUCGCGAGCUCGCACGCGUCCCCGCUGCGCGACCCGCCUACCGUCACCGCGGGGCCGUCCUCCGUGCCGUUCUCGAUGUUCCGAAACGGCCUCGCGCACACCGGCAGGAGCGAGUACGCGGGGCCGUCGAUGCCGAACGUGACGUGGACGUUUCACACGGGCGGGAGGGUGUACUCGUCCCCGACGCUCGCCAAGGAUGGCACCGUGUACGUGGGAUGCACGGAUGGAUUCGUGUACGGCGUGCAACGGAGCGGGGUGAUCAAGUGGCGGUACCCGGCGAACGGGCCGGUGGUGUCGACCGCGGCGAUCGGGAACCCGAUCGGGAGCGACACGACGCUGUUCUUGGGGGGAGCGGACGGGACGCUGCACGCGGUGAGCGCGAACUACGGGACGUCGAAGUGGUCGUACGUCCGCCCGCGUCUGCACUUGGGCGGCAAGUGGCAACUGCGCGCGCGGCGGCCCAUCGUCUCCUCGGCGGCGCUCGCGCCCGAGGGCAUCGUCUACAUCGGCGCGGACACCGCGCUGUACGCCGUCAACGCCGCGACCGGCAGCGGCGGGUUCAGCGGGACCGUGAAGUGGGCGUACGAGACGCGCGGGCGGAUCCUCGCGUCGCCCGCGCUGGACGGCCUCGGACGCAUCUACGUCGGCACGAUGGAGGGAUCGAUGUACUGCCUGAAUCAGACCAACGGCGAACAGAUUUGGCGGUUCGACGCGGAGGGCGGGCUGUACUCGUCCCCGUCGCUCGACGGCCACGGGCGGCUGUUCGUCGGCAGCGUGGACUCGUACGUGUACGCGCUCGAGUCCGUCACCGGCGGGUUGAUAUGGAAGUUUCGAACGUCCGCGGCGGUGUACUCCUCCCCGGCGAUGUCCCCGGGGGACGCCGACGCGACGGUGUUCGUCGGGAGCACGGAUUGGAAGUUGUACGCGAUUCGCGUGAAGGACGGAUUGCUCGCGUGGAACCAGACGUUGCGGUCGCCUUCUUCUUCUUCUUCUUCGUCUUCCUCGCCGCCGCCGCCGCCUCCGCCGCCUCCGUCGGGGUCUGGGUACGGCGACGGCGACGGCGACGGCGACGCGGCGACGACGCCGUACCUCGACGCUUCGCUCCGACGGAAAAACGAAGCCGCGGCGCUUCUCGAGAGCGAAGGCGUGUGCCCGCCCAACCUGGAGCAAGGCACGUCGGAGGAGCUCUCGUACCGGUUCGGAUGGAACGUCGUCCUCCCGUGCGGCAGGGACACCGGCGCGGUCGGCGUCGUCGCCUCCCCGGUGUGGUCGCCGAACGGGUUGAUCUACGUCGGGAGCUCGGACGCGACGUUUUACGCGUUGCUCGAGACCACGGGCGCGGUGGCGUGGACGCUGGAGACGGACGGCGCGAUCGGGUCCUCCGCGGCGAUCGACACGGACGGACAGCUGUACUUCGCCACGGACGCGGGGACGAUAUACCAGGUGGAUAAACCGUACGUCGCGCCCGCGGGGUGA
This is a messenger RNA of Micromonas pusilla CCMP1545, 1839 nucleotides long. RefSeq lists its product as uncharacterized. NCBI's taxonomy places the organism in Eukaryota, Viridiplantae, Chlorophyta, Mamiellophyceae, Mamiellales, Mamiellaceae. Gene Ontology annotation, molecular function: protein binding. The record is from RefSeq and is a predicted model, not a curated record. Bases 25 to 1839 code for a protein of 604 amino acids. The transcript is spliced from 2 exons.